Messenger RNA from Bactrocera dorsalis (oriental fruit fly), 3993 nucleotides. RefSeq lists its product as uncharacterized. The record is from RefSeq and is a predicted model, not a curated record. The transcript has a single exon. Lineage: Eukaryota; Metazoa; Arthropoda; Insecta; Diptera; Tephritidae. Bases 132 to 3827 code for a protein of 1231 amino acids.
UACUUUCAAAAUCGAUGUACAUAAACCUAUCGGUUUUCUAUUUUAACAAUUUUCAACACUUUUUUAAAACGAUUCUUUGAAUGUGUAGAAAACUUGAAAGACAUUUCAUUUUUUAUAAGUAAAUAUUCGAAAUGUUUUUCUCAAAAACGGUUUAUUUAAUUUUUACGAUUUUAACUGUAAAAAUAUUAUUGUCGAAUGCGCAGAAUAUGCAAUGCAACGCUGCACACGGUGCGCAUGGUGCUGCCAAGUAUCAGGAGUACAUUGAGGGUUUGCUCAAAUUGAAAGGUAGAAUGAUAUCCCAUGCCAUGAAGAUGCUACUUAAGAAAGAGGAUGAAGAAUACGAUAAUCAUGGCAAAGGUGGCGGAGCAGAGGAAGAACAUUUCAUUGAUCUCGGCAGUCAUCCCAUUGCUACGCCGCGUACUCUACACGCUGAAGACUUUACAAUGCCACCGAAGGAGAACACCACUUGCAGCACAACAACCGAAAGAGAGAUUGUAACGUGGGCUCCCACCACACUUUCGCAAUAUCAUAACGUGAAAUAUGGUAGCAGAGGCAGGGAUCGCGAAGAAGAAGCGGCAACACGAAAACAUGCUUCGGAUGCGGAUGAAGCUACAACCGAACGUUGUGUAAAUGAAAUGAAAAGUGGGCAUGGCGGAAAUGAGCAUAGAGAGGAAAACCGAGAUGAGGAUAAUACGACGAGGAAACAUGGGUUAGAAGACGAAGAAGAAGCUACGCAUCGGCAUCAUCAUAAAGGUAAACACGAUGAAGAAAAUCGUGAGGAAGAACAGCAUACGACAAGAAAACAUGAUUCCGAAAACGAAGAAACCGUAACAGAACGACACGACAAUAAAGCGAAGAACCAGCACAGAGAUGAAGACCACGAUGAGGCAACAACGACAAGAAAAAGUGAUUCAGAAGUCGAAGAUGCUAAAAAGGGUCACAACACAACAAAAGAUGAACACAAAUCUGAAGAUCGUGAGGAGGAAACGAAAAAGAAAUCCGAUUCAGAAAAAGAGGAAGAGUCUACGCAACGCAGCCACAAUAAAACGAUGGAAAACAGUGAGGAAGAAAUGGUUACAAGAAAAGAAGAAUCUAGCACUAAAAUAAUUUCUUGCACUUGUAAUCGGGGGGGAAUGGAAACUACCAAAGGCGGUAAUGGAGAUAAGGAUUCUGAAGCAAGAAAGCACGGCGAACAUGAAACAAGUAUCGAAAGACCGCACUCAAAAUCGAAAGAACACUCCACAAAAAACGAAGGGGAUGAGUUAGUAAAAAAAAUUGCUUUGCAACUCUUCAAAUCACACGUCUUACAUAGAAACGAAACAACGACAGAAAACGCAGAGGAAGAACAAACCGGAGACAAAACUACCGAAAAUGAGGAAACAGAAGAGGAAUGUAGCGAAAGCUCAGAAGAAGAGUCAGAGUGUGAAGAUGAAAGUGAAGAAGGCGAAGAAAACGAAACAUGUGGACCCGAAGAGGAAGAAGUAUCUAAUCCACCACCCGAUAAGCAAGAAUCUGCAACAUCUGAAACCAGGAAACAACAGAAUGACACGGAAGUAGAACAAGAAAAACAGGAGCAUAACGAAAAAAUAUCAGGGCCGACCGUUGAGACCAAUACUUUUAAACAUCAUAUCCAGCUGCUUAUACUCAAACCGUUAGGCGAUGGUUACACUACAUGUGGACCUGAUGAAGAAGAAAUCACAGAACCAGCUGGGCCACACACCACCUGUGGACCUGACGAAGAAGAAAUUACAGAACCAGCUGGGCAACAUACCACAUGUGGACCUGAUGAGGAAGAAAUCACAGACCAGGCUGAGCCACACACCACCUGUGGACCUGAUGAAGAAGAAAUUACAGAUCCAGCAGUGAAGGCGGCAGAUCAUGAAACGCACACCUCGAAACCGAUAAACCGCUACAAUGAGGGUGGUGCCAUACAAAUACUUUAUACUAAUGCAACAACACCAACACCAAGUGCACCAACCGAAAGACCUGUAGACAUUACCGCAACGAAUGACACUUCAUUCACAACGCCUACCUCAAUUGAAGCUUAUCCAACGAUGUGCUUUCCAAUAACCGAGCCGCCAGGCAAUGCCACGCUGGAGGCAACAACACCAGUCUCGUCUCAAAAUGUACCGCCUUCAAACGAUACGCAGGCGGCUACCACGACCGCUUAUCAAGCCGCUUCUAACGCAGUUACACAACCACCAGAGGGUGCUCCAACUCAGACAGUACAGACAACCGUGCCUUCAGUAACACAAUCCCCUGCUGGCGAUACACAGGAAGCAACAACCCAAGCGCAAACGGUCUCUCCUCAAGAAGUCACAACACUCAUGAAAUUACCAAAUAAUCCGCCAGAAGUGACAACUCAAUCCCUUGCUGGAUAUGCGACCAUGUGUUAUCCUGUGACUGAAGCUGCAAGCGCCACAACCGCGAAGCCGCCAAUACUAAUAAAUACGCAGAAACUCCGAAGACACCUAAAGCAUCGUUGGAAAGCCCAACGAGAAUUCCGCGCACCUUCAAUGCGGGCCAAGCUCAGUCGCGUCGUGCGGGAAUUGCGAGAACGUGAGAGUAAAGCAGUUGAUAAAUCUAAAAUGUUGACUUUAGUACAUUACACCGGACAACCACGUUACCAACGAUAUUAUUUGCGUGGUCUCAAAGACUCUGACAGCUCAGAGGGCCGACACAAGAAGUACGAAAGCAACUACUAUCCCGACGAACAGGACGAACCAAAAUAUGAAAAGCGUAGUAAAAACCUACAUUAUCUCGAUUAUAAGGAAGUAAGAGAUGAAGAUCAGUCGGGCAUCUUUGAGGAUGCAAUGAAGGUGAAACUGCCGUUUUGUCCGACGAAACCGCCACCACCACAACCGAUGGCGCAAAAAUGUGCAGGCAAAAAUCACAACAUACAACAUUUUCGACAUAAUCCAACGAAGAAGCCAUUGUCGUUAACGCCACUGGAUCAAUGCAAGAAGUGUGAUGAUGAAAAGAACGCUUCGCCAUAUAUAGUACCCAUACCACACAUAGGUACCGGUUCGAACGAUGUUUGUAAGGUACCAGAUGACGCUGAUGACUUUCGCUUCGACACCGAUUUUGGCGACAAAAAUAAGUUUGACACCGACAAGGGCUGUAAUGAUUUCGGUAUAGAACAAUUUACGAAGAAGAGUCAAGCUCAAAUUUCGUUAGAAAACUUUCGCAGACAAGAACAAGCUGACCCCAUUCAACAGAAACUGAGUUUUAUGGGCCGCUUGUUGGGAAGAAACAAUAAUUGUGGGAGCACAAAAGAGGCUUCGAAUGUUAAAGCAUUACCGACUGCAACACCUGCUAAGGAACCAACAGAAAGUAAAGCAAAAAGCUUUUUUUCACUACAAAAACUCUUUAGCAAAUGGUUCAAGUCAAAACCAAACUGUGACCGUUGUCAUCAAAAGGUAAAAUUGAAGGAUAUUCUACAACACAAAGAUUCUAUAAAGCGUUUGAAGGGCGGCACCACUAAGACCAAACGACAAAAAAGUGAACAGUUCCGAAAUAUAAGACAUCAGAGGCGAAAUAACGAAAUGCGUCGACAACGUCAUAAAGCCGACUUCGGGUCCAAGCUACGCAGGCGACGUACAAAUAAACGCAGCAAUAAUUUAUGCAAAAUCAAUGCAAAGAAAGCAGCUAGAGACCACUUUACGGAGCACAGAAAGCAACGACGACAUGCACUUAUGCGACGUCCACGCCGCACGAGCUUUUACGAGCAGUCGAAUAGUCAAAUGAAUUGGCGAACUGAUGAUGUGCCGGAUUUACCGCAGAGCUGGAAUGAAAAUUUCGAAAGUGAUGCUUAUAAUAUUUUUUGAUUGGCGAUUUCUUUGAGUAUUUCUAAUAUAUUUCGUAAAUAAUUUUCUCAAUUAAUAUAAACUAUAAAGCUGUCAGAUAUUUUUUGGUAAAAUAGUAAAUUAUAUGCAAAUAAUGUUUAAUAAAUAUUAUCAGCAUUCCAUUAAGUAUACUGUUGUGGAUUGUAGU